AUGUGGUCGUCCACUUCCAGCGUUAUACGCUUGACCGCGGAGAAUACUCUGGGAAAGACGACACCAGGUAAGCCCAAAGUACAGAAGGCUACGUGGUUUUGGAACGAGGACGUUCAGGCGGCAAUUGGUGAGAAGAAGUCCAAGCAUAAGCUCUGGUGGAGGAAACGUCAGCCUGAAGACCUAGCGUGCUUACCUAGCGGCGAAGAGGGAGGCUAA
Necator americanus (New World hookworm) is the source of this 216-nucleotide messenger RNA. RefSeq lists its product as uncharacterized. The transcript has a single exon. Bases 1 to 216 code for a protein of 71 amino acids. The record is from RefSeq and is a predicted model, not a curated record. Lineage: Eukaryota; Metazoa; Nematoda; Chromadorea; Rhabditida; Ancylostomatidae.